AAAUUAAAAAGAUUCAUUUAAUAAAGAAUUAUCCUUUGACAGAGUAUUUUAAAGAUUAAAAUAUUUCUUUUUAUUUUUAUCAUGUUGAGUUUAAUUGUUCGCAACUAUAGGAGAGAAGUAAAAUCAUCUAUUUCUUGCAUUCAAAGGCGAAGUUUCUUUAAUAAAUCAUCAGAAAGACAAUUCAAAAUAAAACAUAAUUUAAAUGAGAAUUGGAAGAUAAUUUAUAAAGCGCCAAUGCAGCUCUAUGUUUUAUCUGCUAGUUUUGUAACAUCAGCUUCGGCAGUGGUUGUCGGUGCUUAUUGGGUCGUUCGACUUUUUAGUAAUAAAGAACUUUCACAAAAACUAGAACCUGAACCUAUGACUGGUGGAAGGACUGUAAUGUCUGAAAGUGAUCACCAUUGGAUUGUCUUUGGUCUAGCAGGGUUAUGCAUAGCCAUGAGAUUGAUUGUUCACAAAUAUGCAUUUAAAAUAUACAGAAAUAAUUUAAAGUACGUUGCAGUUUAUGAAGGAAAUAUCCCAUUAACAAACAAAUUAGUUUAUUUUGAUAAAGGAGCAGUCAGAACACUUCCAGUGAAAGGAAUAAUGCCUUGGAGGGAAUUCCGCUAUUCAGUUAAUGGACGCUCCACAAUUUUAUUUGAUGAAUGUUUCAGGAGCGAAAGUGAGCGACUGGAUAUGCAAAUACCAGAAAAAACUCCAAAUAAAGAUGCGGAAUAA
Clunio marinus is the source of this 714-nucleotide messenger RNA. Lineage: Eukaryota; Metazoa; Arthropoda; Insecta; Diptera; Chironomidae. The record is from the annotation of a GenBank genome assembly.